Molecule: messenger RNA, 2814 nt
Organism: Pecten maximus
Lineage: Eukaryota; Metazoa; Mollusca; Bivalvia; Pectinida; Pectinidae
Exons: 1
Coding region: 1-2814 (937 amino acids)
Molecular function (GO): nucleic acid binding; zinc ion binding
Source: RefSeq, a predicted model, not a curated record
AUGGAUCCAGGAAUUAACAGACAUAUACAAUCUACUGUCGAUGAGGCACAAUCAGCGUUGUUCUCUCGUUUGGACGUAUUAAUGUCAGAGAAGUUGGGUGAAUUAGAGGCCAAAAUCCAUGCAAAACAGGUUGACAUUUCCAAUGUUCAGCGAGCGCAAAUACGACAGGACAUUAUCGGUGUGGACAAUCAUAAAUUCACUAAAAAGAGCUGCGAAGAGCAAUUCAAGUUCAACCGGAAGGUCGCUUCUAAGUUACAAGAAGCUGAUGAAAUAUCUCUACACGACCCUCAGGCCACCAAAUCCCUUAUUGCCAAAGGUAUGGACUUGAUUAAUCAUCGGCAAAAGCUUAUCAAACUGGCCGACACGUCGGAGGCUGGAUGGAAAGCCGUCGAGGAGUAUAUUUCUAAUCCCCUCGCCUCGGACUCGGACGACGAGAAACGGAUGGACCGGGCCCGGUCAAGAGCGGACCGUAAAAUCAAGGCGGCUAAGCAAAAAUCUACUAAAUGGAGAUCUCGAUAUUCGCCUUACCAACGUAGUACCUACUCAACCCCAGCCGAACACUCAGGACAAUCGGACAAAGUGAUCCCCGUCAGGACCCCUAGGCCUGGGGUGUGCUAUGGUUGUGGAAGGGCCGGACAUUGGAGGUCAGAGUGCCCAGCCAUGUCAGCUGUUGGACCCAGCAACGGUCAAAAGAUAAGUAGUAUUUUUGAUACUAAGCAUGUUGAGCUUGACGUUAUUUCUACCGUCUCGGCGGUUAGAGUAAAAAGGGCGAUUUCGCCGUUUGGUAGAUUGAAUAAGUGUUUAGCUUAUUGGAAAGGUACUGGCGCCAGCGAUAGUGUUUUAUCGGUAAUAGCCGACGGUUAUAAGUUGCCUUUUAAAGAAAUCCCUCCAAAUGUUCGUUUGAGAAACAAUAAGUCUGCUCGUGACAAUCUUCAGUUUGUUAACACGGAGGUUGAGAAUUUACUGAGCAUUGGCUGUAUAUCCGAGGUCAAAGUUCAGCCACGUGUUGUCAAUCCUCUGACAGUAGCGUACAACCGGGCAGGUAAACCGCGUCUUGUCUUAGAUUGUCGCCACAUAAAUGUGUUUCUCCACAAGUUCAAAUUUAAAUACGAGGAUGCGAGGGUUGCUCGAGAUUUGUUUCAUCAAGGCGAUUUUUUGUUCACUUUUGAUUUAAAGUCAGCCUAUCAUCACAUUGAAAUUUAUCCUGAACAUAGAAAUUUCUUAGGUUUCGAGGUCGAAAUGGGCGGAGUCGCGCGACUCUUUGUAUUUAACGUUCUCCCGUUUGGUAUCUCUACGGCGGGUUAUAUAUUCACAAAGGUCUUACGACAGGUAGUCAAGCACGUGCGUGGUCAAGGUCACAAACUAGUUAUGUUUUUGGACGACGGCAUUGGUGGUCAUGGUACGGUAGGCGGGGCCAACGUAGCCAGUCAAUGCGUAAAGAGAUGUUUGAGAGAUUACGGUUUCCUUAUCGCGGACGAAAAGUGCCAAUGGGAGCCAUCCCAGGAUGUCACGUGGCUCGGGUACACGUGGGCAAUGAUAGAAGGCGUGCUUAGAGUUUCCACCGACAGGGUUGACAGAUUGGUGUCAUUGUUGAAACACACUAUGUCGUUAGUCUGUAGCAGAGGUCAACUGUUGUUCUCGGCCAGGUAUAUCGCCAGCAUUGUAGGGCUGGUCAUAUCAAUGCACAGUGUAAUAGGAUCGAUGGUUCGAUUGCGUACGCGUGAACUUAGCGCAAGUUUGUUGACGAGAGCCAGCUGGAAUGCUGGAGUGUUUUUGAGCGCAGAGGCGCUGAACGAAAUAGAAUUUUGGCUUUCUAAUGUACAAACUUUAAACGACAAAGGGUCGACAUUGAGGGAGAGUAAAAAAUGUUCAAAGGUAAUUUGUACCGAUGCCUCUGAGGUAGGUUACGGAGGUUUUGUUAUCCCCUGUGUGGAUCCUCUUAUGGAGGGAGAUGAAACACUUAGUGCCGAGGACACUGGUUAUAUGCAUGAGGCAUUGGCCUUGGCUGAAGGCGACGGUUUUAUUCCAAGUGUGGAAAGGUUGUACGAGCAUGGUGACUGCGUGGUCAUGGGAACAUGGGACAGUGACGAGCGCGUGCGUAGUUCCACGUGGAGAGAGUUGGAGGCAGCGAAGCGCGUAUUGUUUACUACUAUAGAUCGGGUCAGAGGUCACAAUGUCAGGUUAUUCAUGGAUAACAAGGGCGCAUGUACAAUCGCUCGGGUGGGUAGCGGUAAAACACACUUACAGAAGGUCGCUAUGGACAUGCAUAGGCUUACGUCCAGUAAUAGUGUUAACCUGGUAACACAGUGGUUGCCCAGAAAUAGCAAUAAAACCGCUGAUUUUCUCAGCAGAUGUUCUGAUUCCGAUGAUUGGUCUGUUCAGGCUUGGGUGUUUGGUGUUUGUGAGAAGAAGUGGGGACCACAUGAAGUUGAUCGUUUCGCUUCAGAUUACAAUAAAAAAUGCACUCUUUUUAAUUCCCGGUGGUGGUGUCCGGGUACGGAGGCUAUUGACGCUUUUACCGUGUUCUGGGGGAGGGUAAACAACUGGUUAGUGCCCCCUCCCCGGCUUGUUUGUAAGAUGUUUGACAAAAUGAAGGCAGACCAGGCCUAUGGGACAUUAGUGGUUCCAGCUUGGCGUUCAGCAGCUUUCUGGCCUGUUUUAUGUCAGGGGGACAAAUUUGCUAGUUUUGUUAAAGAUUACACCUCGUUAUCGAAAAACAGGGUAACGAUCGGUGGCAGGGGGAACAACGGGAUUUUUGAGAAAGGUGUAUUAUCUUUCAACAUGCUUGCACUACGAUUAGAUUUCCGUCAUUGA